AUGAGUGAAUCCGAUUCUUUAAUUAAUGGGUCUGCGGACCUUCAAGAUUUAUUAAUGUGUGAAUCCUCCGUUGAUGAUAUUUUGGCUUCUUUUAAUAAUAACCCUUCUUCUACACAAUCUGAACAAAACUCUAUCCAUUCACAAGAAACUUCUUUAUUCUCUCCAAACUCCGUUAACCUUGAUGAUUUCAAUUCUUUGGAGCCUUUAUAUCAUUCACCAAAUUCUGGUGAAAGCUCUGCUGAAGAUAUUAGUACUCCAGAUGCUCUUUCUCCAUUAAAUUAUAGUAUCUUUCAAGAUUUGAAUGUUUCUCCAACUAGCUCUGUAUUGGCCGACUUUGAUAAUCACUCUUCUCAAAUGGAUGAUACAUUUAAUACAUAUGAUACCUUAUUACCCCCCGAGUUUAAUAUUAACCUUCUAGGAAACCAGUAUGAAAAUAGUAGAAAACGAGCUUCUUUUAAAUGUGACUCGAAUUCUUCCGAUGAAUCUUUAAAAAAGAAACGUAAAGCUACAAACGGAACUGAUAAAUCUGCAAAACAAUGCAAGUCUACAAAAAAAUUUAAUUCUUCUGCCAAUCAUAAAAAAUUUGAUGAAAAUUCUUUGACAUCAAAAUUGCGUUUAAAAUCUUCUGCAAUUGAUAUUGAUACUGUUAAAAUGAUAUUGGCUUCCUUGAUUGAUACUGCGAAUCGAUCCACUGAAUCAUCUGAUAUCGACUCUGUCCAAGAUAGUCAUUCUGAAGAAGAAACCAUGCCAUGUGAUGAAAACAUAUCUUCUGGUACAAAGUUACCAGCAUCUCGUCUCGAAUCUCCGACUUUAAUUUCGGCUUCUCGGCCACAAAAAGACUCGAAAAAGUUAACAAAUAAACAACAAAAAAAAGUUGCCCAUAAUGUGAUUGAACGUCGUUAUCGAAAUAACAUUAAUGAUAGGAUUAUUGAAUUAAAAAAUGUGGUUCCUGCACUUUGCCAUUUGAAAAACAAAGAUGAUGACGUAAUCGAGGAAGUAGAUGGAAUCCCAGCUGCAACAAAAACUAAUAAAGCUACUAUUUUGACAAAAGCAACCGAAUACAUUAUGUAUUUAAAAAAUAAUAACCAAAAGUUUAAAAAUGAAAAUAUGCUCCUAAAAAAAAUUAUUGAAGCUAUUCCUGGCGGUAUCGAGUAUUUUGCCAGGGUCUUUACAUUUCUUAUAUGUUUUACUUAUAUCGUCUGGCCAUCUUUUCUUUCAUUCAAAUCACAUCGAUCUCGCAAAUCUUCCAUCCUUUCUUGUUUAAAUAACAAGACAAAAGAUGUAACAGAGUUUUACUCAUCUCUUUCAUCCCUUACGAAUACUUCGUCAAUGAAUGCUUUGGGUUAUGUAGCUGGUCUUUUUAUCGAAUCUUUAAGAUUAUUUUUAAGAAAGAUUUUAGGCUGGGAAAUUUCUUUUGGUUAUGCUGAUGUAGAUAUGGAUGAAAGAGUAUUAGAAGUUGAAUUAUGGAACCGACUUGGUGAAGCAGAAUUAUGUGGUGGAAACAAGCGUGCAACUUGUCUUUCAGUCUUAUACACAUGCCUUCGAACAAUUAACCUUUUGGAAAGCCCUUACACUUAUAAUAAGAGCAUGCGCAUCGAUCCUUCUCGUAUAUACGCAAAUGCCGCAUUACAAUGUCAUGUUGGUCUCCGUUCAGUACCUUUUCUAUCCCGUAGAACUGUACCUUAUUUCUGGAAAUUAGCUAUUAAAAAGAAGACUUGUUCCAAUUCUAAAGAAAAAUGGCUUGAAAUCGCACUUAUUAACGACAAUAAUAAUGAUAUUUUAGAAAGUGUAGCUUACAGGAUCAGUGAACAUAUUUUUCAUUUAUCGAAAAAUGAAGAAACACUUAAACCCAUGAUCAACACAACUAUCCCACUUGUUUAUGUUUCCGAAAUUCAAGCUCUCUUUCAUAUUAAGGAAGCCUUUUCCAAUCUUAUUUCCGUACGACAUGACGUUAAUAAAGUUCAAAAGAAGAAAUCCAAAUUUACCUUUCACGAACUUUUUGGUGUUACCACACCUGCAUCCCCAAUGCAUUGGUAUGCAUUGGUUGGAUGUAUUGUCCAAGCUUUUUUUGAGGGUAAAAAUGAACUUGGCGUAAAACUAUUAAACAAGUUGAAGGAAGAAUCAAAUAAUAAUAAUAAUGACUUGAAUAAGCAAAUUAUUACAAUGGGUUUACUCUCUCGAUCGCUCUUGAUUUGUGGUAAACUUGAAGCUUCUAUUCAUUAUGCUAAUAAUGUUGCUAAUAAUGUAACUUUACGAAAAAAUAAAGAAAUGGAAACUACUGAAGACGACAAAGAUUUUGUGAUUAGAGAAAUUGUCAAAGAUAUUGAUAAUUUGGCAGAAUUUUGUGUUGGAUGGAUCGUUUUAGAAACAAGAAUCAUUGUACUAGGAAUUAUCGGAAAUGUUCUAUCAAAAAAUAAGGAUAAAGCUUUACCAAAUGUACUGGGCGAGAAAUAUAUGAAUUCAUCCAUUGAUACUUUGGCUCAACAUCUACGACGAUCAUCAAAUUUUAAUGUAUUUGAUAGCAUUCCAAAGUUACGAUCAAGUUUUAUAAGAAAACUUGACGAUGUUGGAAGGAUUGUAACUGGCAUAGAUGAAAUUGACUCUGGGUGUGAUUGCGAUGAUUAUGAUAAACAGAACAAUAGUGAAUAUAAGGCCACAAGAGCUUUACGUGUCUUAAAGGGCAUGUAA
This is a messenger RNA of Dentiscutata erythropus, 2688 nucleotides long. The record is from the annotation of a GenBank genome assembly. Lineage: Eukaryota; Fungi; Glomeromycota; Glomeromycetes; Diversisporales; Gigasporaceae.